CCCGUGCUCUCCUACCGGCUGCGAUGUGUUACGCGCCCCUGCUUUAGAAAAAAACAGAGAAGGAAAACUUCAUAGAAAUGGCGGAGGGUACUACGACUCUCAAAGGCUUGCGAGCCCAAAUGGCUGCAGCUGCACAGGCCCAAGCUGAGGAGCGGCGCAGCCUGGCAGAUAACAGCCCAGGACCUACAACCAACGCUCCAGCUAAACCUCAAGGGAACAGGCCAGUCAUUGACGGUGCUGCACUUAGAAUAGACGACCGACUGCGAGUGGCAAAAGAGAGGCGAGAGGAGGCAGAGAAACAGCAGGCUUUGCGAGACUCUCAUAUCAUGGAUCGGGAGCGCAAGGCCAAGAUGCAAGUGGAGCGUCAGGUGGAGGAGCGACAGAAAAAGCUUGACGAACAGAAAAGAAAGGAGGAGCAGAAAAGGUUGGCUGUGGAGGAGAAGAGGAAGCAGAAACAGGAAGAGGAGAAGGAGCACUAUGAGGCAGUGAUGCGGCGGACUUUAGAGCGCAGUCAGCGUGUGGAGCAGAGACAGAAAAGAUGGUCCUGGGGGGGACUGUCCACAGACUCUGAUGGACGGACAGGAGACUCUGAUGCCGGUGCCUCCUCUCCAGUAACUAUAGUUAUCUCCCCUGCCUCGCCAGAAAAGCCUCCAACGAGUCGACAAGUUGACAAGCGCUCCACAUCCACCAUGAACCUGAAACAGAUGUCCGAGCCUGGCAUCAGUAAACGCCUAUCCUCCUCCUCUGCCACGCUUAUAAAAUCUCCCGACAAACGUGUUAAGCAGAGGAGUUCGUCUUGUAACCGGUUGCCUAACAAUGGCAAUGCUGCUCAGGCCAGUAAGGAAGACGGCAAAAAGCUUCAGGUGGAACCGACAGGCCGUUCCCUCACGAAGAGAAGUUCCUCCCUCACACGAGUAAGUGCGGGCAGAGCACAGACUCCUGCCAAGCCUGAUAAGGGGACAACGGAUAAUCAAGAUGACGUCAUAUUUCAGUCUCUAGGCUCGUGCUCCAGCGUGGUGUUUGUCAGUGCCAUCCCACCAUUGCACCCCCAGAGCACCGGAAUAAUCACAGCAGCUCACUGCAGUCUGUGUAUAACCAUUAACCACCAAUGCUUUUGUUUGUCCUAUAGCUAUGUCAACAUUCGUGCAGACCAUCAAAUGUUAAAAUGUUCUUGUUUUGUAUAUGUUUGUUUGGUGUGAUUAACCUAUACAGAUAAUACAACACGCUAAAAUCAUUCAUUCUGAUUUAAUACUUAUAAUCUGAAAAAAAUAAACACUUCUUUACGCCAUUUAACCCCAAAAGAUAACCCAUAUAUCUUAUGAUAACCUUAGCUCGGACUAAUAACCCAGAUUGUGAGUACCUGGGUGAAAAGCAUCUUGCUGUGCUGCCAAUCUGCAACGGCUAGCACUCAACCGCUAACAAACAAGUCUGUCUGCAACAGAUGUCUUCUCAGUAAGGGGCUCCAAAGGGAAGUGUGUGUGACUCCUUUUUAAAGAGAUAGCAUUCAGGGACAUGUGGCAAAAUCAACCCAUCAACACUUUUAACUCAUCUCGUAUAAUAUCUGCUUUGUAGCUUAGGUAGCGGCGACGGCCUAAAUCUGGAAUUGGCUAAUUCUUUCAUUUCAUGGAAGCAAGAACUCUUUGUUUCUGCUGUGAAAUCAAUGUCCACCACAGUGCUUUCAUAAUGAGCUGACCGUUGAAGUCAGCCUUCUUUUCUUAAUCAAUUUUGGCCCAUAUUUUAUAUUAAAUAUGGAAAUGUUUCCCAGCAGAAGCUAAAAGAACUUGCCGGGCCACGGUCACUUUUAGGUUUUUUCACUACCCUAUAGGUUUCCUCUAAUGACUCUUUGAAGUUCACUAAUGAAUUGUUUUUUCCCAUCAGCACGCCUCCCUAAACCUUAAAGGACCAUUGAUUUGACCUCAUUAUCUGACUACUGUUUUAACUGAUCUUCAGUAACCAAUCAGUCAGUCUUUGGUCUGUCUCAGCACUCUUCCAUGGCGUCCUUUAUCCUCAUUUAAUAUCACUGAAAGUUAACAGGACCUUGAUAAGGAGCCCAUGUAAGACUAUUGACACACAACCUUUGGUUCUUAAUGUUGAUUCUUUCCUGUUGGUUAAAUCACCUGGUGAAUUCUCCAAACUUAAUUGACCCCCCCUUCCCUCCUUUUGUUUUACUUUCAUCCCCCAUUCUCAUCCCCUCUUUCCUUCUUGGCCUCUUUGUUCUCUCUUUUUUUCGGGUGCUUCUUUGGCCGUGUAGCUCGCAAGGCAGCGGUCGGCACUGUGGACGGAGGGGUCCUUAGUCGCCUGCUCACCCCCACCCAGGCCUCACUAGCUAGGAGCAAGAGCGCCG
Molecule: messenger RNA, 2344 nt
Organism: Notothenia coriiceps (black rockcod)
Lineage: Eukaryota; Metazoa; Chordata; Actinopteri; Perciformes; Nototheniidae
Gene: map7d3
Product: MAP7 domain containing 3
Exons: 10
Coding region: 78-1199 (373 amino acids)
Biological process (GO): microtubule cytoskeleton organization
Cellular component (GO): microtubule cytoskeleton
Source: RefSeq, a predicted model, not a curated record